Eurytemora carolleeae is the source of this 889-nucleotide messenger RNA. Its product is annotated as RE1-silencing transcription factor B. The record is from RefSeq and is a predicted model, not a curated record. Gene Ontology annotation, biological process: regulation of transcription by RNA polymerase II. Gene Ontology annotation, molecular function: DNA-binding transcription factor activity, RNA polymerase II-specific; RNA polymerase II transcription regulatory region sequence-specific DNA binding. Lineage: Eukaryota; Metazoa; Arthropoda; Copepoda; Calanoida; Temoridae. Gene Ontology annotation, cellular component: nucleus.
CUCUACUGUAGAGGAUACAUGUACUGUUUAUAUAAAGGAGGAAGAUGUAAAGGUGGAAAUUAUUGAAACUAAAGAUGAAGACAAUUCUCUAAGAUUGGCAGGGAGAAACAUAAAGAGGAAAUUAGGAGAAAGGAAAUAUUCUUGUGAUAAAUGUGAGUUCGCCACAUCUAUUAAAAGAGAUUUAAAAAGACAUUUCUCUCAGAAACAUAAGAAAGUUAAGGAAUUAAGUUAUUCCUGUGAUCAAUGUGAGUACACAGCAACCAAAGUGGGUAAUGUCAACAAACAUAAAAAGAUCAAACAUGAACGAGUGAGAUAUCUUUGUGAUAAAUGUGAGUAUGCUGCAACAACAGUAUAUGAUCUCAGAACACAUAUCGAAAGUAAACAUGAAGGAGUGAGAUAUUCUUGUGAUAGAUGUGAAUUCGCCUCAACUAGACCAAUACAUCUUAAAAGACAUAUUGAGAAUAAACAUGAAGGCAUAAGAUAUCCUUGUGAUAAAUGUGAGUACACUGCAUCGGACUCAAGUAAUUUAAGAAGACAUAUCAAGAAUAAACAUGAAGGAGUAAGAUAUCCGUGUGAUAAAUGCGAAUAUGCUGCAACGGACGCAAAUAAUUUAAAAAGACAUAUUAAGAAUAUACAUGAAGAAUUGUGAUAUCCUAGUAAGAAAUGUGACUUUAAUCCGCGAAUUUUAUUGUUUUACCAUGUACAUAUACAAAGAGAAAUGUUCGGUCAAUUGAAAUAGAAGAUGGCAGCUAAGCGCCCUGAAAGCCUAGUAUAUACAAUAUACAUUGUUUGUCUUGUUUGUUUGUAUCCAAUAAACGUCAAAAUGGCUGAACCGAUCGGGUCCAAAUUUUGUGUGCCUAGAAUCAAUAUAUGUUAUUUAUACUGUGUU